This is a messenger RNA of Micropterus salmoides (largemouth bass), 1690 nucleotides long. Its product is annotated as motile sperm domain-containing protein 1-like. The record is from RefSeq and is a predicted model, not a curated record. NCBI's taxonomy places the organism in Eukaryota, Metazoa, Chordata, Actinopteri, Centrarchiformes, Centrarchidae. The coding region runs from base 269 to 1054 and encodes 261 amino acids. Gene Ontology annotation, cellular component: cytoplasm. The transcript is spliced from 6 exons.
UAACCGAGCUAAAUAACAAACAACCUGCGGCCACUUCCUGUUUUUAAAUAGUUUAAUGUAACAAUUAAUCACAUGUAAGGCGUUUUAUACUGCACACACACACUGUUGUGAAGCAGGACGGUAACGCGGCUGGAGAGAGAGGAACCUGAUCCUCCUUAAGGUGGAAUAACAGAAAGCAGGUGGCGAUGCUGUGACAUCACGCCAAGAAGGCGUCCAAUGACAGCGCUCGGAUCAUGCCUGCGCGUGGGGCACCACACAGCGCGGACCGAUGAGAAGGAGGGACAGCCAUGACGGACGGGGACAGGGCGGGGCGGCGGAGCAGGGGGGCCGGAGAGGGGACCGGGGCCAGGCGGUGGUGAGGCAGGCAGGGAGGGGGGACGCGGGCGGCGAGACGGGCGCGGCGUCCCCGCUGCCGGUCUUCCUGUUCCCCUCCGAGCUGCUGUUCUACUCGGAGCAGAGGAGCUCCCACAGGAGAGUCCUGACUCUGUACAACCCCUACAGCUUCAGCCUGAGCUUCAAGAUGCUGUGUACAGCUCCAGCUCUCUACAGAGUGGUGGAGGCAGAGGGGAGCGUCAGAGCUAAGUCCUGCGUCGACCUGGUGGUGCGGCACCUGGACGUGUCCCCUCGUAACUGGGACCGCAGGGACCGGUUCCGUCUGGAGGUGAGAGGAGGAGGGCAGGUGGGAGGACGGGAGAUCUGGGCCGAGCUGAGGGGAGGAGUAGGAGGGGGAGAGGAGGAGGAGGAAGAGGAUGAGAGGUCGAAGAGGAGGACACCUGGAGGAGGCCAGCAGAGGGCGCCGCCUCCUCAGACUCCCCUGUCUCCUCUGCUGCUGCCCUCACACGCACACCUGCAGCUGCCCGCCUGCACAGCUGUGCGCGGCGUGUCUCAGUGGGUGGUGUGUGUUUUGGCGGCGGUGCUGUGUGUCGCAGUGUUGAUGCUCCCCCUCCACUCUGACAGCGGCUCCGUGGUUCCACGCUGCCUGCACGUCUCCGCCAAUCAGAAGCUGGUCUGCGCCUACACACUGGGUCUUCUCACCAUGGUGUUUCUACGGUAACCAGUGACAUCGUGCCUGCUCUGUUCGAGUGACAGCUGUUUUUCCCAGCGCCAUAGCAACCGUGGACCCUCGUGACCUCUGAGCCCCGUCCCUGAACUCACAUGUGAAUGUAGUCUGAACGCUGACGAGUCUUAAUGACUGACUGAUGACGUCAGCAGGACAUAAAACUUUAUUUAAAACUGGAAACUCACACACAGUCAACCCGCGGCUGGAGACCCUGAGAGGGGCCUCGUGGUGCAGCUGAGGGGCCGUGUCUGGUGUUAGCCUCUGGUGUUAGCCUCUGGUGUUAGCCUCUGGUGUUAGCUUCUGGUGUUAGCUGCUUCUUGCUGUGGAAACGUUUAGUGUUUUAGGCCUGCGAAGGUGCGAGGAGGAGGGGCCUCUGCAGGGGGAGGGGCCUCUGCAGGAGCACAGUGCUGGUGUCUGUGGGUCUGAGGAGGAGGCAACACUUCCUCUUCUCCCUCUCUGUUCAGAUAGAUGCUUCUCUCAUGUCUGUGCUUAGAUUAGCUUAGCAUAAAGACUGUAAACAGCUAGCCUGGCUGCUCUAUAUUGCCCUCUGUAUAAAGUUACACUCACAGGGAGUUGUGUUCUGUAAAGUUUAUUUUCCUUUAAUAAUAAUAAAGUGGUCAGAAGACUGAA